Lemur catta (Ring-tailed lemur) is the source of this 5076-nucleotide messenger RNA. It is a transcript of the gene CROCC2, whose product is annotated as ciliary rootlet coiled-coil, rootletin family member 2. Lineage: Eukaryota; Metazoa; Chordata; Mammalia; Primates; Lemuridae. The record is from RefSeq and is a predicted model, not a curated record.
AUGCCCUCCAGGCAGCUGUGGACCUGCGUGUUCCCGGGGUCUCCGCUGGUUUGGGAUGGACCAGGCUGCAGGGCUGUGACCCCGCUGUCAGCACUGUAUUCCCAGCAAGAGGGCCCUGCCCGGGGGAUCAAUCUCCUUCCCGGGCUGGGUCCCUCCCCAGCAAAAUGCCACUUGCAGCCCGAGACCCCCAAGACCAGUCUCAGUCCCUCUGCCCUCGCUGCCCCGUCCCACGGCAGCCCUCCACGGGAGCCUAAGCGAGACACCCCAGACUUUUCCCAGAGCCCUGCAGGGGUGGGAGGAGAGGGCCCCCCAACUGUGUGUGCAGCCCUGGGGCUGCCCUGCCCUCCGAGGGGCCCACACGUGCCCCCGAGGGAUGGGGCCUUCGUAGAGGGCGUGGGGACCAAGGCCCUCACCGUGGUGACCUGCCCAGCCUCACUUCUUCCUCUCCAGGGCACUCUGCUGCCUUGGGGUGGCCCUGUGGUAGCUCCCCGAACUCCAGUGGGCACGUGGAGGGUCCUUGGCAGCUGUCCAGGGACCGCCAGCCCCAGUGUUUCUGGGGGUGUUUUGCAGAGGCUGGAGGUCGCCGUCCUGGGCCCCGCGGCCAGCAGAGAAGACCGGGCGCUGACCAUGCGUGGGGAAGGCCGGCAGGCCUCGCCCUCCCCUGUGCCCGCCCGCAUCCGCGAGAUUGUGGCCAGCAGCCUGGCCGAGGAGCCACCCCAAGGGGUGCGGGAGCCGCCAGCCUCCGUGGCCCGGGCGCGGGAGGAGCAGGAGCUCCUGCAGCAGGAGCUGACCCGGUUGGGGGACCUGCUGGCCCAGACGGGCGCUGAGCGGGACGAGCUGGCCAGCAGGUACCACGUGGUCAGUGGACGGCUGCAGGCCCGGCUGGAGACCACUGAGGCCCGGCUGCGGAGGUCGGAGCUGGAGCACAGCACGGACCUGGAGGAGGCCCUCGGCCGUCUGGAGGCCGCCGAGCAGAGGAGCACCGGCCUGUCCCAGGUGAACGCCCUCCUGCGGGAACAGCUGGAGCACAUGAGGACGGCCAACGAGGCGCUGGCCCAGGAGCUGGCCCGGACGGCGGGCGCCGCGCUCCGCCAGCGCCGCGAGCUGGGCCCCAGGGCCGGGAGAGAGACCGGGGACUUCCUCCUCCUGUGGAGACAGGCCACCACGCUCCGGACGCACCUGGCCGAGCUGCGUUCAGCCACCGAGAGGGGCCUCGCUGACAUGCGGGCAGACGCGGCCAGGACAGCCCGGCGCCUGCACACCGCCUGCCUGAACCUUGACUGCAACCUGCGGCUGUCGGCCGGCAGCGCCCUGGGGCAGCAGCUGCGGGACAAGGUUGGGGAGAUGCUGCAGCUGCAGGGCCGCUGGGACGCGGAGAAGGUGGCGCUCCAGGCCAGACUCUCCGAGCAAACACAGCUGGUGGAGGAGCUCACAGAGCGAAACAGGCAGCAGCAGAGAACUGUCGCUUCCCUGGAGACGGACGUGCAGAGACUGGAAUCCCAGCGCAGUGGAGGCCAGGUGGCCGAGGAGGGCUUGAGGGACGAAGUCCGGUCCCUGCGGCACAUGUUGGCAAGCGUCACCAAGGAGGCCCAGGCGGACGCCGGGUGCCUGGACCUGGCCUGGAGCCGCAGCACCGAGGGGGAGGAGCUGCAGAGCCCCCCACGCACCGCGUUGCCCCAGCAGGAGGGGUCCCCACCACGGGCCCGCCCCCCAGCCACCCUGGACCCUGCGCUGCGGGCCGUGCGGGCAGCCCUGCAGAGGCGGCGGCAGCGGGAGCAGGAGCUGCACCUGCAGCUGGAGGCUUCCCAGGCCACGGCCGCCAGGCUCCGCGAGCAGCUGUCCCAGUGCCGGUGGGAGCUGCGGGCCUCGCAGAGGGACCUGCAGGAGCGGGCACGGGAGCAGGCGCGCACAGAGGCCCUCAGGCUGGAGGCUCCGCAAGGCCAGGCGCCUGCCAAGCUCCUGGGAAGGCGAGAGCACCUGCAGCAGCUGGAGGAGACGGCCUCGGAGCUCAGGAGGGAGCUGGCGUCGGCCCGGGAGGCGCUGAGCGCGGCCCAGCUGCGGACGGACGUCCUGGAGAGCGAGCGGGAGGGCCUGCGCCGCGCCCUGGCCCGGGCCGAGUCCAGCAACGCUGACCUAGAGCUGCUCGUGACGAGGCUGAGGUCAGAGGGCGUGGAGCAAAGGGACUCCCUGGCUCGGAUGGCCGCCCUGCUGGAAGGGCUGGCUCACGACAAAGCCACCCUGAACCACCUGGUCCUCCAGCUGGAGCAGGAGCGGGACCAGCUGCGGGAGCAGCGGAAGGAGCUGGAGCGGGAUCGGGCCGGCGCCCGGGAGCGGCUGGCGCGCAUGCGGGCUGAGCACGGGCGCCUGGAGCAGCAGCAGGAGCAGCUGGAGGCGCGGGCGGCCCUGCUCGGGCGUGAGAAGGCCCGGCUGCAGGAGCAGGUGGGCCAGCUCACGUGCGAGAAACGGACCCUGGAGGAGCAGCUGGCACAGAGCCUGCGGGACCGGGAGACCCAGCUGGACGCCCUGCAGCGCGCCCUGCGGGAGAAGGAUGCUCUGUCUGCGGAGCGGGCCCAGCUGCUGGCCACGCAGGGGGCCGUGGACAGGCAGGGCCAGCUUGCAGCCCAGGAGGCAGCUGACCUCAGGGCCGAGAGGGACUCCCUGGAGAGCAGCCUCUUUGAGGCCCAACAGCUGGCGACGCAGCUGCAGGUCCAGCAGGAGCAGCUGGCACGAGAGGCCCAGAGCGCCCGGCGGGCUCAGCAGGCCGCGCAAGUGGAAACGGAGCAGCUGAGAAGCGACUGGGAGGUCCAGGAGGCGCAGCUGCGGCGGGACGUGGGGCGGCUCCUACGGCAGGUGGCGCAGCAGGAGCGGGACGCGCUGGCCCACCGGGAGGACCUCGCACGGCUCCAGAGGGAGAAGGAAACCCUGAGCCUGGCCCUGGCAGAGGAGGCGGCGGCGGCUGCGUGCCGGCUGCAGCAGGAGAAGGAGCUGGCGGCAAGAAGUGCAUCCGAGAGGGAGGCUCUGAAGGAGGAAGUUCAGAGCCUGAAGCAGGAGCGGGAUGAGAGCCUCCUCCAGCUGGAGCACGAGAUGCAGCAGGCCCUGUCACGGAAAGAAGCCCAGCUCGGCCUGCUGGGCCAGGAGCUCUCCAGGGCUACGUGUGAGCUGGAGCAGGCGCAGCAGGAGGCCCAGAGCCGGCAGGAGCAAGCCGAGGCCACCAUCCGCACCCCCACGCAGGAGCUGAAGGCCCUCCAGGCCCAGUUUGAGGGAGCCAUCGUCACCCACCAGAGGGAGGCCGCGGCUCUGAGCCGGAGUCUGCGGGACGUGGCGGCCGGGAGAAGUGCUGCGGAGAGAGAGGCGGAGCAGCUGCGGUCCCAGCUGAUGGCCCAGGCGGAGCUGGCCGUGCUGCGCCAGGAGCUGCGGGGCACUGAGGAGGCCCGCCGGGCGCUGGGCAGCGAGGGCGAGCUGGAUGCGCUGCGGUGCUCCAACGGCGAGCUGUGGGCCGUGAUCCGCAGGACCAAGCAGGAGAAGGCCAGUUUUAAGCGGUCGGCGGCAGAGAGGCAGAGGCUGCUUGCCCUGGAGGAGGCCGGAGCAGCGGCGCAGCGGGAGGCCAGGGCGCUGCGGGCCAGCCUGCGAGGGCUGGAGCGCGUGCAGGGGGGCACCUGCCGGGAGCUCCAGGAGCGAUGCAGACAGGUCCUGGGGCUGCAGCGGAAGUUGGCAGAGGCGGAGGCCCGGGGACGGCAGCUCCAGGAGCACCUCCGCGAGAGCCGGGAGGCCGAGCAGACCCUGCGGGCCGAGCUGCACGGGGUCACCGGGCAGCUGCAGCAGGCCAGCGGCGUGGCCGACGGGCUCCAGGCUGGCCUGGACGGGGCCUGUCACCGCAUCCGCAGCCUGGAGCAGGAGCUGGCCCAGGCCCAGGGCGCCCGGCGGGACACGGAGGCCCAGCUGGGCCGGCUGUGCUCCACGCUGCACUGGGGCCUGGGGCUCGGGGGACACAGCCCCUCGGCCUCCCCUGCCCGGCCAGGCUCCCCUGCCAACGAUUCCCACAGCUCCCAGCCUCGCCGAGGGCCACAGGGCGCCGCCGCCCCCACCAGCCCCCGCUCGCCCACACCCAGAGACCACGGACCAGAGGUCAUGGACGUGGCCUCUGUGCGUGACGCCCUGGGGGACCUUGUGCAGAGGCUUUGGGAUGCCCAGCGGGGCCGGGACGACUGCCGCGUGCAGGUGGCCAGCCUGAGCAGCCGGCUGAGCGAGGCGGAGAGCCAGCGUGCCCGAGCCCAGAGCCGCGCGGAGCAGCUGCAGACGGCCCUGACCCAGGCGGAGGAAGGCCGGCGCCGGGCGGAGAGUGCGCUAAACAGCGCCCGGACAUCGCGGGCCCUGCAGAAGGAGGCCCUCCGCGAGCUGCAGACCGAGCACCUGGCGAGCCUGCGGGCAGCCGGCCAGGAGAAGCGGCGGCUGCAGGAGCAGCUGGACGCCCUGCACCAGGCCCUCCACGAGAGCAGGAGGCACAGCCAGGGCCUGGCCAGAAAGGCGAGGAUGCUGGAAGAGCUCAGGUGCCAGGAGGCUGCGGGGUCGCCGGAGCCCCUGCAGCAGACAGAACAGGAGCCGCUGAGGAGGGGGGACAUGGCGAGGCUGGGGGCUGAGAAGGAGCAGCUGGACCAGUCCCUGCACAGCCUGCACCAGGAGUGGGCAGAGCCAGCAGCUGCACAGAGCGUCCCCGCCCAGGCCCAGACGGCGGAGCUGGAGCAGGCGCAUGCCCAGCGGCUCUGGGAGCUGACCGCCCGGCACCGGCGGGACUCGGCCGCGGAGGCAGAGCGUCUGUGCGGGGCUCAGCGGCAGACCACGCAGGCCCUGGACUCCCGCAAGCAGGCCCACCAGCGGCAAAUAAAGGUGCUGGAGGAGCAGGUGGCCGGCCUGAUGGAGCGGCUGGACCGGGAAGUGCGGCAGCGGCGACAGGUGCAGCUCGGCCAGGCCAGGCAGUGAGCCCUGCCCAGGCUGCCUGGGCCGCUGCUGGAAACAGCAGCCCCGCGCUCUGCACAACGGGGCCGGCCAAACGGGGUCCAGUGGGGUGGGCGCGAUGCU